This is a messenger RNA of Colletotrichum truncatum, 3012 nucleotides long. Its product is annotated as tRNA processing endoribonuclease. Gene Ontology annotation, cellular component: mitochondrion. The record is from RefSeq and is a predicted model, not a curated record. Lineage: Eukaryota; Fungi; Ascomycota; Sordariomycetes; Glomerellales; Glomerellaceae. Gene Ontology annotation, molecular function: 3'-tRNA processing endoribonuclease activity. Gene Ontology annotation, biological process: mitochondrial tRNA 3'-end processing.
AUGUCUCGUGGACUUGUUCCAAAGAAUCUGGGACAAGCAAUCACUCGCCGCUCAAACCCUGUGCCGCCUCGCCCUUUUCAAAAAAUAGUUGAGGGAGACUCUACGUCGCCACAGCCAAACCAAAGCAGGGUCGAAUCUGCACCGGCCUCUAGUUCGGCCAGAACACCAACGAAAGAGUCAAAAUCGACACUUGAGAAAUCACAGAUCACGUCGAGCCCGUCCGCAGGGAAGUCACCCACGAAAGCACCCUCCGACGUUUCCUCUACUCAACCGUCGCGCCAAGUCCGAACCCGUCCAUCCGAAUCUUUCGUCGCUCGAAGCAAGCCUGACCAUCAUUUGAAUGCACGCCGAGUCCUAAGAGGCGAGCCCAGAUCCUUCGCUGGCAAGAGAGCCUACCUUUUUCCAAGCGGCCGGUCUCGAACGUCUCUGGAGCCGGUACGUUGGGCCGAGUCCUUCACUCUCUUAGUCGGAUCGUCGCCUAAAACGCCCACUUUUGUCAAACCGAACCCUCGAGUUGACGCCAUGACGAACUACAUUCAAGUCGCCAGCACUCCGACGGCGGAUACAGGCAGUAGUCUGCUGCUACACUUUGACCACCGGCGGUAUCUGUUCGGCCAUCUUUCGGAAGGAACACAGCGCGCGUUGAGCCAGCGCAAGCUUCCCCUAGCAAAGCUCGAGACCUUGUUUCUCUCAGGCCAGACAAAAUGGGAAAACACGGGCGGCAUGAUUGGCAUGAUGCUCACUGUAGCCGACGUCCUCGACGGUAGCCGGAGAGAGAUAGAACAGCAGAAUGCGGCGAGGAAAAAGACCGGAAAGGCUCAACUGCCGCUCAAAGGCCCCGAACGCUUGGAGAUCCACGGCAGUCGCAACCUUGCCUACUCUAUUGGGACAGCGAGGGGCUUCGUUUUCAGGAAGGGCUUGCCCAUUCGGCCUAUUGAGGUUGACAAAGAUCCGAGAAUUGCCAACCCCAAGGCUUCUACUCCUGAUUGGGAAGACGAUGCCAUCCAGGUCUGGAAAGUUCCUGUCAUCGCUGAUGAGCCCUCUUUGGGUCGCGGGACUUCGCGCAAGAGGAGCCACGAGGAUAUGGUUGCAGAAGACAAGGACCUGCAAAAUCGUCCCGCAGGCCUUCCUUCUCUCGAAGAACAACACAAUAUCGAUCAAGAAGCUAUAAACACCGUUGUGGAGGACAUGUUUAGCUCCAAUUGGACCAUGGACGCCUUAUGCGAGACAAAGCUUCACCAAGUGGAACUUCCCGCUACCAUCUUUGUUCGGAAGGACGGCCAAAUCCAGAGGUAUACGGGUCCUCUUCCCGGCAGCAAAGACGAUGUUCCUGACAUUGAUGUAUUGGUGAGAUUCCCCUGGCCUGCGACCAAGGUUCGAACACUCCCACCGCCAAAGUCAGCUUCCGAUAUGUCUGUCUGCUACGUCGUGAAAAACAGGGGCCGCCGUGGCAAGUUCAAUCCUGCUGUUGCGAAACAGCUUGGCGUCAAACCGACAGAUUUCAAGCUUCUGGCGGCGGGCCAGAGUGUCACGGGCGCAGAAGGCAAUGAAGUGACGCCUGAAAUGGUGUUGGAAGCGCCGUUGAAGCCCUCAGGAUUCGCAGUACUUGACAUUCCUAGUAUAUCUGCCGUAGAAUCGUUCAUCAACAGGCCAGAAUGGAAGAACUCGGCGCUAAUGGACAAUGUCCCCAUCUUUUACUGGCUUCUGGGCAGCCAAGUUGUGGACGAUCCACGAGUUCAGAACUUCAUGAAGGAGAGACCCGAUGUCAAGCAUGUAGUCAUGUCUUCGGAUACCUGCCCUAACAUGGUGGCAAUGGAAUCGUAUGCCCUUCUGUUGACAAAGUUGCGACGUAUUGACGCCGACCGAUUCCCUCUCCUCGAAUUCAACAACACAUGUCGAGACCUUUCCUCCAUCGGUCCGAACGUCGAGACGGGUCGUACGGGUAUGAAGGCUUUCCUUUCGCCUGCUUUUAACAUCAAAGACAACGAAAUUGUCCCGUUUCCCACCUUUCAAGAGGCAAACAAUGUCCCAGAAGAGGUAUUAGCGCUGGCUGAUCAGGCGAGGGCCGCGGUUAAAGAGCCCAAGUUUUUGGCGGACAUUGAACAGUCGGAGCGCGACAUCCCGAAUAGAGAUGCCGAAAUCAUUCCUCUCGGCACUGGCUCCGCCCUUCCGUCCAAAUACCGCAAUGUCUCUGCAACCCUUAUUCGCAUUCCUCAAUAUGGCAACUACCUGCUCGACUGUGGUGAGAACACGCUUGGUCAACUGCGCCGUGCCUUCCCUGCUGAAGAAGUCACCAAGAUUCUUCAAGACCUUCGCUGUGUAUUUAUCAGCCAUAUGCAUGCGGACCACCACCUUGGCUUGGUAAGCAUUGUACGUGCUUGGAGCGAGGCAACCGCCCAUCUUGACUCAAAGCCUAAGCUUGGCUUGAUCUCCCCCAGCAGCAUGCACCACUUCAUGAGGGAGUAUAGCAAGAUUGAUGAGAUAGACUUGGACCGUGUUGUCUUUCAUAGGCCUGUCUGGCCUGAGAGCGGUGAUGGUCGCCUGCCGGACAACGACCCCACCGGACUUUCCGCCGCUCUUCUUGUCCCGGUCAAUCAUUGUGUAAAUGCAUAUGCUGGCGUCCUUACUUGGCCUUCAGGCCUGAAGAUUGCCUACUCGGGUGACUGCCGUCCUAGUGAUAAUUUCGUCAAGGUCGGCAAAGGAGCUACUUUGCUAAUUCACGAGAGCACAUUCGACGACGACAAGCUCAGCGACGCCAAGGCUAAGAAGCACUCGACCAUGUCAGAGGCACUUGACGUCGGGUACCGCAUGGGAGCCCGCCGUGUGCUGCUCACCCAUUUUUCACAGCGUUAUGCCAAGGUGCCCAUUAUCGAGAAGCGGGAAACGGAGAAUGGGGCAGACCAAGCUGUAUUGCUUGCCUUUGAUCAAAUGCGCGUGAAGCUGGGCGAAUUCAAGCAAGCCCAGACGUUCUUACCUGCGAUCAGGCGCUACUUCGAACUAGACUCGGAAUAA